CAGAGGCGGCGGGGGCUCGGGCGCCGGGCCUCUCCUGCCCGCAGCCGGCUGGGGUGAAAUCCGGUGCCGGGGCGGGGCAGGCCCCGGCCGCCCAGUUCCUGAUUUUCUAAGCGGUGCCCCGGGCGCGGGGCGCCACAGGCGCGGGCACCGCGGGCGGCGCAGGAUGGGCCCGCGCAGCGCGGCGAGUCCGCCCGGAGGCCCCGGGCCGCGGCGGCCGCUGUCCCCCGCCGUCCUGCCGCUGGGGCUGCUGCUGCUGCUGCUGCUGCCGCCGCCCGGCGUGGGCUCCGGGGCCGGCCGGCCGCCCCACCUCGUCUUCGUGCUGGCGGACGACCUGGGCUGGAACGACGUGGGCUUCCACGGCUCGGAAAUCCGCACGCCGCACCUGGACGCGCUGGCGGCCGGCGGGGUGCUGCUGGACAACUACUACGCGCAGCCGCUGUGCACGCCGUCGCGGAGCCAGCUGCUCACCGGCCGCUACCAGAUCCACACAGGUUUACAGCAUCAAAUAAUCUGGCCCUGUCAACCCAGCUGUGUUCCUCUGGAUGAAAAACUCCUGCCCCAGCUUCUAAAAGAAGCAGGCUAUGCUACCCAUAUGGUUGGAAAAUGGCACCUGGGAAUGUACCGGAAAGAAUGUCUUCCAACCCGCCGAGGAUUUGAUACCUACUUUGGAUAUCUUCUAGGUAGUGAAGAUUACUAUUCCCAUGAGCGCUGUACGUUAAUCGAUCCUCUGAAUGUCACACGAUGUGCUCUUGAUUUUCGAGAUGGUGAAGAAGUUGCAACAGGAUAUAAAAACAUGUAUUCAACAAAUGUGUUUACUGAAAGGGCUACAACCCUCAUAACUAACCACCCCCCAGAGAAGCCUCUGUUUCUCUACCUUGCUCUCCAGUCUGUCCACGAGCCCCUUCAGGUCCCCGAGGCAUACCUGAAACCAUAUGACUUUAUCCAAGAUAAGCAUAGGCAUUACUAUGCCGGAAUGGUGUCCCUUAUGGAUGAAGCAGUGGGAAAUGUCACCGCAGCCUUAAAAAGCCGUGGGCUCUGGAACAACACGGUGUUCAUCUUCUCCACAGAUAACGGCGGGCAGACCUUGGCCGGGGGCAAUAACUGGCCCCUUCGAGGAAGAAAGUGGAGCCUGUGGGAAGGAGGCGUGCGCGGGGUGGGCUUGGUGGCCGGCCCCUUGCUGAAACGGAGAGGCGUGAAGACCCGGGAGCUCAUCCACAUUUCCGACUGGCUGCCCACCCUGGUGAAGCUGGCCAGGGGCAGCACAGGUGGCACCAAGCCUCUGGAUGGCUUCGACGUGUGGAAAACCAUCAGUGAAGGAAGCCCGUCCCCCAGAAUGGAGCUGCUGCACAAUAUCGACCCAGACUUUGUCGAUGUUUCACCGUGUCCUGGAAGCAGCAUGGCUCCAGCAAAGGAGGAUUCUUCCCUUCCAGAAUAUUCAGCCUUCAACACAUCUGUCCACGCUGCCAUUAGACACAGGAACUGGAAACUCCUCACGGGCUACCCAGGCUGUGGUUACUGGUUUCCUCCACCAUCUCAAUAUAAUGUUUCUGUGAUACCCUCCUCGGACCCACCGACCAAGACCUUCUGGCUCUUUGACAUUGAUCGAGACCCAGAGGAAAGGCAUGACCUGUCAAGAGAAUACCCCCAUAUCGUCAAGCAGCUCCUUUCCCGUCUGCAGUUCUACCAGAAACACUCAGUGCCCGUGUACUUCCCAGCACAAGAUCCGCGCUGUGAUCCCAAGGCCACUGGGGCUUGGGGCCCUUGGAUGUAGGAUUUCAGGCUGCCUAGGGGGCAGCUAGAAAACCUUUCUGUUGCAAGUUGGACUUCAGGCCUUUACUUGUGUGACUUUUGUCUCAUUUGUUCUCCCAACCUGGGUUCACCUGGCCCUCACAACACUGCGGUGUCUAAUUUCAACCUCUAGUACAUUCAAGACGCUGAUGAAAUCUCAACACUUCUGCUGUUGACUGGGGCGUGUGUUUAGAGGAGAGGGUGACUGGGUUCGUCCCCUUUUCCCUGCGCUGUGGGACAGCUGGGAACUUGAUUCGAAAGAGGAAGUUACUGAGUCUUGGAGGCUGGAGCAGCUGGUUCUUUUUGCCUCACAAGUCAGAUGUGAGAUUUCCCUCUGCCAAUAGCCGGGUUUUAUUGGAGUGAUUCACAUUUCUUGUAACAAAUGAAAGGGUCAGACAGUUGUUAAUGGUUCUGUUGGCCAGGGUUCUCCCUGUCUGUGAGCGAUCGGGUUCAGGCAUCCCAUGUGAACAACCUGCCUUGGUUCACCCCUCACUCACAUGUCAUCGCUGACCUCGUCACUCAUCCUGUAGUGGAACAUAAGGCCCCUUUUGUUAUUAAGGUCAGUGUGGCAAUACGCCUACUCCUUGGUUUUGGUUUUUCCAAUAAAGAAAUGUGUUUUUAUCCCCAGUCUUUCCCCAGCCAUUGCUCAUCUUGUCUGGACUGCCUGCUACCCCCUCUCCCUUUGUGGUUCUUUCUCUACGCUUUCUUCUGACUCAGAUGUCCCGUGCCUGGGAAGGCGGCUUUGCUUCUCCACUAUGAGCACUGGUUUUGGGAAGACUGCUGAGGCCUGCCUUCCUUUUGCCCCUGAUGCUGAAGCUAGAGCCCUGGCCAGAGAAGGCGGUGAGUCUGGCUCUGUGGGUUUUCUCAAGGCAGCACUUGGGUCUCUGUCAUCUGCUUGGUGACGUCUUUUUCUAGUGCAUGGAGUUUAUUCUCAUGAUUGUGGCUAUGUCUCAUAACAUACUGAGUUGCACUGCUCUUCCCGAGCAGUGAGGAGAAACCUCGGGACAGGAUAAUAUGGUCUUAAGAUGACGCAGGUGGGCAAUUUGAAAAAGAAAACGGCCGGCAUCCGGGAUACUGGGCCUUGGUAACACACAAGAAGGCACCUCCACGUUUCUCUUAUUCUCUCAGUUUUACUGCUUGUAUUGAGGUUCUGAGGUUGGGGAAAGAGGAUAUACCGUUUGACCUGCCAGCUCUUUCUCAGCCCCACCAAUGUCCUACUAAUGUGGACCAGUCCAGAUUAGCUCCAAAGAGUGUCAGACUCAGAGAAAUAUGUCCAAAAACUAUAUUCUUUUUCGCAUUAGUUCCACUGUUUCAUUCACUGCUUAUCACCAAUGCCUCAAGCAGUGCCUGGUAGAUAGAAGACACUCAAUACACUUUUAAGAAAAUAAAUGAAUGAAUGAACAAAAGUCCCACACCAUGGAAGGUGCUAGUCCAAUGAGCUGAAUACAGGGCUGAAUAUAAAUAUCUUCCAACCGUCGCUUUUCUGUUCUCAAGCUGCCCUCCUGGGGUAGGAGCACAGUCUGCCUAUCUUGGAAGUCUAGGACACGCCAUAGUGAAGUAGUCCUCUCAGAGGGCGAGGGAGAGAAAUAUGCCUACUGAAGAUGCUCUUCUGCCAGUAAUCCUCAGUUUUCUUCUGCAGAGAACACUAGAAACUAAAACCACCAAACAUGGUGUAGGUCAUGGUACAGCCAUCCUUCAAUUCAGUGGCACUAUUCUCUGGUGACGAUUUACUUGUAUUAAAAUACGAUGAUUGGAAAGAAAUGGUGCUAGAACUAAUGACACCUGUUACCAACCUGUGCCCCACUCCUGGGCUGGCAUGCAGCUGGCCAAAGUGCUCCUAACUUUCAUUCCCAAGCCUGUGGCAGAUAUUAUGAACUAACUGAUCAUAAUAUCAUGAUAUCCUUCUGGAUCCUUCUAACCCCGGGGCUGAAGGUACCAUUAAUACGAUAAGAUUGGAGGCCAUCACUACAUGACAGCUGUUUGCUCCCCGGGCUGUUCCAGCAGUUAUUCCCAGUUCUGGUUCCUUGAUUGCUGUAUACAAUGUGGAUGUUCUGCACUUGAUGGCCUCAAAAGGAAUUUUAAAGACUGGUUUUUUGGUUAAAAAUUUCUAUUUGAGAUUUUAUGUUAUCCAUAAUAGAAUAUACUCAUUGAAUUUUCUUAUUCUAUACAAGAAUGUGAACAGAUUCAUAUGUUGUCAGAAGUAUUAAUGGUAUUUCUUUCUGAUUUUGUUUACCUUUAAAGAACUGUUUUGUUUAUUUAAUUGUUUUUCUUCUUACUACCUGAUUGUUCCAGAUUCAGAGAACAAAAAAAUUUAUCUUGGAAAAUGUGUCAGCUGUGAGGAUGGGGUUUCCAUUUGGGAGAAGAAAAAGGUCUGGAACUAGACAGUGGUUAUGGUUGCACAACAUCGUGAAUGUACUUAAUGCCUCUGAAUUGUACACUUGAAAAUGGUUAAAAUGAUUAAUUUUAAGUUGUAUAGUUUUUAACUGCAAUUUCAAAAAUGCGUUGGCCCAUUUUGUGGUAUGUGAAUUAUAACUCAAGAAAGCUAUUAAAUAAACAAAUAUAGCAAAAAAUA
Hippopotamus amphibius kiboko is the source of this 4360-nucleotide messenger RNA. It is a transcript of the gene ARSB, whose product is annotated as arylsulfatase B. The record is from RefSeq and is a predicted model, not a curated record. Lineage: Eukaryota; Metazoa; Chordata; Mammalia; Artiodactyla; Hippopotamidae. The transcript has 8 exons. The coding region runs from base 164 to 1771 and encodes 535 amino acids.